Messenger RNA from Cladocopium goreaui, 3843 nucleotides. Lineage: Eukaryota; Dinophyceae; Suessiales; Symbiodiniaceae. The record is from the annotation of a GenBank genome assembly.
AUGCUGGCCCUUGAAUGUCCAUGGUUCCUCCCAACUGAUCCCGACAUCGUGAGGCUCGCUCCGAUGAAGAAGCUCUACAUCUGUGGCACUGGUGGCUACGUGGACCUCCAAAAGAUGCUGAUUGAGGACAUGUCUGAGCGGAAAGUUGAGUGCGGAGCCUGCCUGACUGCAUUGAACCAGUACGAGUUCUCCGGACCAUCCCUAAAGAACGCCAUUGACGCUGCAAUCGCUCAGAGCAAAUCUUCUGUUGACCAGCCUGCCAAGGAGGAUGAGGCAGAGACGCCUGCUGCUGACGCUAGCGCUGCGGCCAAUGUUGGGCCUGCUGCCACUGACGCAGAAGCACCAGAUGCAUGGAGAAAGUAUGUGGAAUCCUUUGCUCCACACAUUGAGCUUCUCGAACCAGGCAAGUUCGGCAAGACAUUGCCUUACCGUUGUCGGCUAUGCCGCACCCGGCGGCAAGUGGAUGGCAAAGUAGGCGACUUGGUGGAGCCCAAAGUUUCUGCGGCCAAGUACUAUCUGGGACAGCAUUUCAGGACACAAAAGCACAUUGAACAAUUGGCAGCUUUUGAGAAAGAAGGACAGCCACAGAAUCAGAAGGAAAUCGUCCCGUGUCAGGGCUUGCAAGUCAAAAAUUCCAUCUCUGGUGGCCUACUUUACUACAUGCGCACUGAGUUUUCCACAUGGGCUGCCUUCACAAAUUUGGAGAGCUUGGCAACGCACUCCUAUUGGCAAGAGCCAAAUGGUGCUGGUUGGAUCAUACGAUCCUCGGGCUGUGAUCAAAACAUGGAAAAGACAAAGGAAGAUUGGCAGACAUGUCCGGAGUGCAUCCACUUGGGUUCUGGAAAGAGAUCAGUGGUGAGAAAUGUGACCCGCUUCACUCAAAAGUACCUCUGGGCCAAGCUCCUGAAUGCCAGACUUUUUCAGGGAGCUGAAGCACGUGAGUUGGUGGAAGAGGAAGUGCGAAAAUCAGCAGCAUUUCGUUCUGACCCCAAGGAAGCAGAGAAAGUCUUGAAGCUUCCAAACCACCAUUUACAGCAGCUGGUACGUGCCACAUGGACGCACACCAAUGCAACUCAAGUCACCCCGCAAUGCUUGGACUUCCUCACUACCGUGGUCAAACCCACACUCCGGUGCAACGUCAGUUCAUUUGAGGGGUGCUUCCAAGAUGUCGCGGCCCGUUUUGAGGCCAUGAUAGCCAGCCGGGAUGUCAAUGAUGCGGAACUGUCCAAGCUGAAGCUGGCCGCGGCUGCCUUGGAUGGAAGCAUUGAAAGCAACCCUCUUCUGGAGGGGAUGGCUCUUGCCUGCCUCCGUUUGAUGGACAAGCAAAAGAGGGGAGUCGAGACGAUGGCUGGCCGCCCCAGCAAAGACCGCACUGAGCGAGAAUUUGCAUUGGUGGCUGACGCAGGGAUGCGUUUGGCUAUGGCGACUGGCAACGGAAAGCUGGGCAAGCAGUUUGGCAUUCGAGGCGACAUCAGGACCAAACUUGAUGACCUGCAUGGAAUGAGCAUACCAUGUCCAGCAGUAGCACUGAUAUGGGAUGAAGUGAUGCGGGAGAACUGCAAUCUUCUCGACCAGCGCUUCAACGUGAAGCCGUACUCACUGAAGCGCCGGCUCUGGUGCUGCUUUGAUGCAACGUACCUUUCACCGGCGCUUUGCCAGUUGCAGCUCCACAACAAGUAUGGUUUGGUCGGGGGUGUAUGGGCACCAGGUGCUGAAGAGGCUUGUUUCAUCGACAUGGACGAUGCAGUUGAGGUCAAAAACAUACCUCGAGCAUCGACGAUGUUAGAAUUCUUGGUGUAUGACCCUUGUGCCGUGCGCAAGACACCCUUCUCCGUGGCUUCCAUGCCCAUGGAUCAUUCGUUUGGAGGCAAUGGUGUACAUGGAUCUCUGAAGGCAAACUGGGCAAUGCUGGAGGUGGUGGGCAGGUUUUUGUCCUAUGCCCACAAGGUGGUACUUGGAGUUUGCUUCGAUGCUCACUCCUCACAUUCAUUUGUGAGGAAGCUGCUCCAUGGGCAAACUGAUGACGUCAAUCUCGACCACUUGGAGAAGGUACCCUUCUUUUCAAAAUUGACCUACCGGCCCUUGCCAAAACACAAUUUGCCAAGGCUGCCCCUCCAAAUAGCCUUGCAUGAAGACCAGCCGUUCUUUGCAAUGUGCGGACCGUGCCUUCGGCAGAACGGCCUACCGCCAAGUGCAUAUGCCCGCACCAACCCCAUGAGUGACAAGCUAAACGCUUUGAUCAACAAUCCCUUCUUUCUGGUUGAGUCGGCAGAUGGGCCAUUGUCAAGUCUCCAUGUGCCCUGGUGCAACAAGGGCAUGACAGUCCACAAUCUGGUGGUCAGUCUUUGCACGAGCCCAGUGACACACAAGGAUCUGUCCUUGGCUCAAAGGUGUGAAGCCAGCCUUGCUGGUUUCUUGGCCCUGGACAUGUUCAGGAUGCUGUCAAUUCAGAUUUCAGCAGAGCUGGGUUUACCCACAGGCUCGACCUUCAUGUCGGGUCAAAGUAUGUGGAAUUUACAGGGUUCUGCCCUCGCCACGGUUGCAAUUUCCUGUGCGAAACCCAAAGGGUUCGCACCAUGGAAACAUGGUGAAGGACGCCUAUCAGAGAUAGCGGUAGAGCAGUUCUUUGGCCAGCUGCGCGGCCAAUCCAGCACGGCACAGCUUUCCAGCAGAGGGUACUGGAUUGCUGCAGCAAGACGUGCAAUCAAGGUCAGUGAUGAGCUCAACAAGGCCAAGAACAACUUCCCGGAUGCCAGCAAAACUGGAGAAGAUCCUUUGACGGACGAACAGUUCCAGAAAUGUUGUGAACGUGCUCUACGUGGGGCAUUGCUGUUGGUGGCAAGAUGUAGCCAGGUUGGCAUUGAGGACUUGGAAGCGACCUACCGCAGGCGUUGCGAAGAAGGUGACAUCUUUUCCUUUGCAGCCUUGGAUCAGGAGGAGGAUGAAGAAUUGCAGGAGCAAAUGGAGAAGCUCGGCAAGCCGGAGGAAAGGAGUGGCACUGAGAAUAGCGGAUGUGCUCAAGUCAUUGCUCAGCUCUUUGACCCAAUUGAAACGCUUGACCAUCAAGCUGACCUGGGUGAGGCAACCUUGGGUGCACAGGAUGAUUUGUCGGGUGAGGCUGAUGCAGACCAGCUCAGGGCUCUGUGCGAAAGCAAAGUUUCAAGUGAGCCCUUCGGAAUGGAGCAAAACAGCCCGCAAGUUGAAGGCCGGGCAAAGCAUGGAGAUGACCUUCCAAGCUCCCUUCUCGAAGCCAUGGAGAUGAGAGGAUGUGUGUGGAAUGCAUUGUUCCGCCUCAUUGUCAAGCUCCGAGCUGCUCGCGGAGGGUCUGACCUGCAAUUCAUACCCAACCCGAGGUUCAAUGAGAGGCGCCUUGCCGAGAUCAAUGCUGAGCGCGAUGAGCCGGUUUACAGAACGAGGGCUAGCAGAUUGGAUCGUUGGAGGGAGUUGGUCAAAGUCGCCCAGAAUGACUUGCAGAUCCAGCAAGCUGAGCCAGAAAGACUCGUGGCUGGCAAUGUGGUUUUGUUCCACACGCCCACCAAAAAAAUCACCGUGGAGCUCGGCUUGGUGAUAUCCGUGUUCAAAGGGGUGAAGGCUCCAAAGUUGCAUCCCGGUGAUGUGCCCAUUUCCAGUUGCUCUGCUUUCAGGGUAUUGCAGCUCGACUUGGAAGAUGAAACUCAGCCCACACCAAAGGUCUGGCACUGCAGAGACAGAUCCAUGCUGUUUGUUGUGAGGCUGGAAGCUCUCAUCUCAGUUUUGGAUGUUGAAUCUUGUGCUUUGGCUGUCCAUUUGCAUCUGUUUUUACAUUUUUCCUGGUUCUUAAGAACGGUUCGGAAGAUGCAAUGA